Molecule: messenger RNA, 7491 nt
Organism: Temnothorax curvispinosus
Lineage: Eukaryota; Metazoa; Arthropoda; Insecta; Hymenoptera; Formicidae
Product: otoferlin-like
Exons: 28
Coding region: 454-6693 (2079 amino acids)
Biological process (GO): plasma membrane organization
Cellular component (GO): membrane
Source: RefSeq, a predicted model, not a curated record
AACAGUCGACGAGCCAGCCUCCAGGAGGCACGUUCGCGCGAACCUCGGAGUCGUGCUCCUCAAAGCCACGACGUGUCCCAUCAAGACUCGUGAUUCAAGACUGCUCCUCCUCCUCCUUCACCUUGACCUCGCCUAGCUGGGCGUCACACCUGGUUCGAUAACGUACGCAACAACGAAAAGGGAUUCCUUGCAGUUGCAUAGAUUCUCCGUGUCCCGUUCAUCCUCUCGUUACUCGGACCUGCGGCUGGAGCGGCGUCGGCGAGCCACGAAUGGCGCGAAAACGGUAUCGAUGAAUGGAGCAACCGAUAUCGUGCAUGGGUGGUACAAUGAGAGCUCGUGCGAUCAUUGAGAAUUAGACGAGAGAGAGAGAGAGAGAGGGGAGAGGAGAGAGAGAGAGAGGGUCUAGCCUCUAUUCAGUGGUUCCCAUAAUCGCGGCUCAGUAGAAGGGCAAGAAUGUCGCUCGUCGUCAUCCUGAAGAACAUUCAGGGUCUUAAGUGCAAGGGCGAGAAAGUCGCGAAGAUCGACUUUCGAGAAGUAUCACAUUAUUCGUCGGUACUCGAGGAUAGCGGGGAUGUCAUUGAGGUCGAGCAGAGUUUCACGUGGAACUUAGGAAGACCGGUGGACGAGGCGGAAGUGCUGCAACUAGCAAUUGUAUCGCGCGGUGUCUUGAGAUACGAAAAAGUUGCGGCAAGAUAUGGACUGGUGUUGCAGACGGUGGUGCGCGAAGGGAGGAUUCUGGUCUCGGAUUCGCUAGUCGACCUCAAUAACAAGCCGCUUCCGGCAGUGGUGUGCUUCGAAAUUCGAUACAAUCCUCCAGACGGAAGUUGCAGCUCGUACGCGGUCUCGGAAAUAAUGGAGGACGAGCAACAAAUGUUGAUCGACAUCGAGCAGAAUAUCGCGAAUCUCGAGAGAAGCCUCGAGCAGGCCAACAGCAGUUCAACCAGCGGAAAAAGAAGAGGAUCAUGGCAUACUCCCGAAAAAACAUCAAAAAAAGGCUUCUUGCCAAGGGGUACUUCUCUAUCGACCAGCGAAAAAUCACCUGACACUCGAAAGCGAAGCACCGCUUUGAGAAGCGUACGAUCCCUGCUGAAAUUGGGAAAACAGAGACCGCCACGUACUCGGUCCUGCGACAGCGGCUCGGAAACGAGAGAACUCCUCGACAGACAGGAUUCCAGCUGUCCGACAUCGAACGAGCCUUCGCGAACAAACUCUAUGACGUCCCUCGAAACGAAUGCUUCCGAUAACGACAGUCAAUUAAGCGCCAAACCUGCGCAAGAGGAGACUGUUGCAAAGCCGGCCAAGAGAUCUAAGCCUAAGACGAGCGAUACCUGGCAAAGUGCGUUAAAAGCCCAAGAUUAUCAAGUGUGCGUUACGAUCAUAGAAGCGCGGCAGCUCGCCGGUCUCAACAUGGAUCCAGUCGUCUGCGUGCAGAUCGGAGAUCAACGCAAAUAUACGAGCGUCAAGGAGUCCACGAAUUGCCCAUAUUACAACGAAUACUUUGUCUUCGAUUUCCACAUGCCGCCUGUUAUGCUGUUCGAUAAAAUUAUUACGCUGUCGGUGCAGCAAUCGCGGAAUCUCUUGCGCGCUAAUCUAACGCUGGGCAGCUUUAAAUUAGACAUCGCGACGGUAUGGGCACAACCAGAUCAUCAAUUCUACCACAAAUGGGCCCUGCUCACCGACCCGGAUGACGUUGCCGGUGGACCCAAGGGCUACCUAAAAUGUGAUAUAAGUGUUAUUGGCAAGGGCGACACCGUGAAGAUCCCUCCGAAAAGUGAAAAGGACGAGGACGACAUCGAGGGAAAUCUUUUAUUGCCGGACGGUGUGCCGAUCGAGAGACAACGCGCGAGAUUCGUGGUGAAGGUCUACAGAGCUGACGGCUUGCCAAAAAUGAACAGCAGCAUUAUGGCGAACGUGAAGAAGGCUUUCACGGGGGAAGUGAAGGAUUUGGUGGAUCCAUACGUUCAAGUGUCCUUCGCCGGGCUCAGCGGGAAAACAAGUGUGAAGAGGCAUAGCUACGCUCCAGUAUGGAAUGAACAGAUAGUUUUUACCGAGAUGUUUCCUCCCCUCUGUCAGAGGAUAAAGAUACAAUUGUGCGAUAACGAUCCGGUGCACGCCACCGUCAUCGGUACACACUUUGUCGAUUUAAAGCAGAUCAGCAACGACGGCGAAAAGGGUUUCUUGCCGACCUUUGGUCCGGCGUUUAUCCACUUUUAUGGCAGCAUCAGAGAUUACAGUCUCAUAGACGAGCAUUCGACGUUGAACACCGGCUUGGGCGAGGGAAUUUCAUAUAGAGCGAGAUUAUUGAUAGCGAUACGAACUGAGAUCACCGAUAACGUAGAAAUGGCACCUUCGGAAGUCGAAGUGGAACCGACAGUGCCUGUCAACGAAACCGCCUACGCGAGGAACGAGGAGUUCUUUCUGUACGCCACAAUCAUGGACGCCACGAUGAUUGACAAGAAGCUCGGCGAUAAGCCGAUGUACUUCGAAAUAUCUAUUGGAAAUGCAGGCAACGCUCUCGACGGUCACAAUGAAAGUUUCAAGAUGUACGAGACAGGAUCAAAGAGUGGAACAAGUGGGGAAGAGGAAGACCUGCAGGAAGUCUUGGCUGGAUCCUGGCAAAGCACCACACCAGCCAGUAAACCAAUGACGCACGAUAAGAUUUAUUAUUUCUUACCGUACUGGGACGACAAGCCGUGCCUUCAUGUAAGAAGCAUAUGGCCGGAUUACAGGCGUCGAAUGUACAACAGUAACAUUAUCGGCAAGAUCGUUGACAAACUGGAGGAAGGACUGUCGGAAGUACAAUCGCACUUGGAAGACUCAACGUGCGAAAAGCUUUUAAAAUCUACUCUCGAGGAACUGAGCGCUAAUUGUAACCGGUAUGUUAGUAUUAGCAAGUCUAGCGUGACCGGUCCGGGCGUCGGAAAAACGAAACUGGACAAGGAGCGUGCGAAACUGUGCCAGCGGGAAGUGGAGAAUAUCGGGAUUUUGUCGCGCAACCUUAAGGCCGUCGUGACUAAAAGCAGCUUCAAGGAAAGACUGAAGACAGCCCACAGCUAUUUGCAGAAAUUAAAGUUUCUUGUCGAAGAUCCGCAAGACUCUUUGCCGGACGUGUUCAUCUGGGUGAUCAGCUCCGGAAGACGAGUGGCGUACCAGAGAAUACCGGGUCGCGAACUGAUUUACUCGGUGGUCGACGAGGAAUGCGGCCGACAUUGCGCCAAGGUGCAGACUAUGUUCCUCAAACUUCCAGGCAAAAAGAGAUUCGGACCCUCGGGCUGGGCGAUCCAAACGAAAUUGCAGAUCUACAUGUGGCUAGGGAUACUGAAGCACAAGAAGUACUUCAUCCAAGGUUUACCGAAAGGAUACGAGGUCAGCCACGAGUUGAGGAACGUGGACAGACCUCGCGCUUUGCCGCCCACUGUAAUUCACUAUGUCCAGAAGCACAAAUUUCAAUUGAGGGCCCACAUGUACCAAGCGAGGUCGCUGAUCGGCAGUGAUGCGUCUGGCCUCUCGGACCCAUUUGCGAGGGUGAUCUGCGGUGAGUUUUGCAAGUGCACUCAGGUGAUCGACGAAACCCUCAGUCCAACGUGGGACGAGUUGCUGCUGUUCGAUGACAUCUUAAUCUACGGCACCGCCGAGGAGAUCAAGAAGGAACCACCCUCCAUCGUCAUCGAGUUAUUUGAUCAGGAUAAAGUGAGUCAUAUUGUAGCUAUGGACAUAACACUGCAUGAGGGCUCUGCUUUGACAGGAAAAUCGGAGUACAUCGGUCGGGCGAUUGCGCGACCUCACGUCAAACUCGCCUCCGAGUCUUACACUCCUCCACAAUAUCCACCGUCCUUAGAAUGGUACGAUGUUACAAGAGGAGCUUCGAGAGCUGGCGAGCUUCUGGCAGUCUUCGAAUUGUUGGAAUAUCCCUCUACCAAGGAUUAUGGAUUUCCUACUUUGCCAGAUCCCAAAGAUUCCAGCUGCGGAUCUCAGGCUCCGGGUUCCGGACAGGAUCAAGGCCCGAUUCUGCCUGUACCCGUGGGAAUUCGACCUACUUUAUCGAAAUACCGAAUCGAGGUGCUCUUUUGGGGUUUGCGGGAUCUGAAGAGAAUUCAUCUCCUAACUGUCGACAAGCCCCGCGUGGACGUUGAAUGCGCCGGUCACAUUCUCUAUUCGUCUGUCAUAGCAAACGCAAAGAAAAACCCGAAUUUCAACACGCCGAUCAAAUUUCUAGAAUUGGAGCUUCCUGAACAGGAGCUUUAUCGCCCGCCAUUGACCAUAAGAGCAGUGGACUGUCGGAGUUUUGGUAGAUACACCCUCGUCGGUACUCACACCAUCAAUUCAAUUCACAAGUACAUGUACUACCCUUUAACUAAAAGGGCGAAAGACGCUCAAGAGAGGAAGAAGAGUUUGUAUCAGUUACAGUGCACAGCUCUCGAUCCAUCUAAAUCGAAAUUCCAACAAACGUCAUUACUCGAAUCGAUGACUGAUUUGGAAGCUAACAAUGGUGAUACCAUUAUCACUCUUGGAUUCGAGUUGGGAUGUGGUCCUACGAAGAAAGAUAAAACGGAACAAAACUUACGUAGGAAGCAGAGCUUAGCUAAUGACAACAAUAUAGGCGAUUUAGGCGCGUUAGAGGACGGAGAUGGCUGCCAGGACUGGUGGACAAAGUACUUUGCCUCUGUAGAAGCGAUGAUUGAGGAGAACAAAGAACUGCGCAAGGAAAAAUCCAUAUUCCAAAACCAGCCAAACGGAACGCUACCAAUGCUCCUAGACGAAGCUGUUACGCAAAGUCAGUUGACCGCCUCGGGCGACAAGAAUCCCGGAACUAAUCCUACAAAGAGGCUGUUUGGUUUGAAGUCACCGACAAACGCGGUGAAGUUCGUCUCGAGGCUCAGCCCGAAGCACACCCAACACAAGUAUAACAAGGCUGCUCUACUGAAGGUGUAUCCCGGAGAGUUGGAGGCGCAACCCGAGUUCGAGCAAUUCAAGGAAUGGUUGCACACUUUCGAGCUGUAUCGAGGCAAGAAGACCGGCGACGAGACCGAGGACGAGUCAAGGAUCGUCGGCAGCUUCAAGGGCGCAUUGAAGGUCUACAAGUGGCCGCUGCCCAAGGAUCUGCUGGAUCACACCGUGAUGGGUUUCGAUCCGCAAUACGGAUUCUUCCAGGGUGUCCCGUCGAACGAGCCUAUUCACGUUCUGGUACGGGUGUACAUCGUCAAAGCUAACGACCUUCAUCCCUGCGAUCUUAAUGGGAAAGCAGAUCCCUAUGUGGUCUUACAAUUGGGAAGCAAGAGGAUUAGUGAUAAAGAGCAUUAUGUGUCGAAACAACUGAAUCCCGUCUUCGGAAAAUGUUUCGAGAUUGAGGCAACAUUUCCGCAGGAUUCUCUGCUUACCGUACAAGUCCUAGAUUGGGACUUGGUCGGAACAGACGAUAUGAUCGGCGAGACCAAGAUCGAUCUGGAAAAUCGCUUCUACAGCAGACACCGAGCUACGUGCGGAUUCGCGAAGAAAUACGACGAAUCUGGAUAUAAUACAUGGAGAGAUGCGAUGAAACCGACUCAGAUACUCUCGAAGCUAUGCAAAGAUGGUAAAAUCGAUGGGCCAGUGUAUUCUCACGGACGCGUUACAAUCGGCAGAAAAACCUUCUCCCUCUCGAACGAGGAGAUGGAAUAUUAUGUGCAUACGAAGGGAAUGGAAGAACAUCUCGCCUUAGCCGUUCUUCACCAAUGGAACGCCUUUCCUCGAAUAGGCUGUGCCCUGGUACCCGAACACGUGGAGACCCGACCGCUCUAUAAUCCUGAGAAACCCGGAAUCGAGCAGGGUAAAUUGGAAAUGUGGGUGGACAUGUUUCCAAUGGACAUGCCCUCGCCCGGACCGUCCAUCGAUAUUUCACCGAGAAAGCCCAAGAGUUAUGAAUUGAGAGUUAUCAUAUGGAAUACAGACGACGUCGUCCUGGAAGACGACGCUUUCUUCACCGGCGAAAAGAUGAGCGACAUUUAUGUAAAAGGAUGGCUAAAGGGACCGGAGGACUGUCAGUCCACCGAUAUUCAUUAUCGGUCAUUGACCGGCGAAGGAAACUUUAACUGGCGCUUCAUAUUUCCAUUCGAUUAUCUAGUAGCGGAAGAGAAGAUCGUUAUCAAUCGUAAAGAAAGCUUAUUUAGCUGGGACGAGACCGAAUGUAAAAUACCAGCACGCCUAGAAUUGCAGGUCUGGGAUGCAGAUCAUUUCUCCGCAGAUGAUUUCUUGGGCGCGAUAACUCUCGAUCUCAAUCGAUUUCCCCGAGGAGCGAAAAAUAGUAAGCUCUGCUCAUUAGGCAUGUUAAAGACGGACGGCUCCGUGCCAAUGGUUAACAUCUUCAAGCAGAAACGUAUAAAAGCAUGGUGGCCGUUUUACGUGAAGAAAGAGAAUGAAGACAUGGAGCUAACGGGCAAGGUCGAAGCUGAGAUACAUUUGCUCACGAAAGAGGAGGCCGAGAAAAAUCCUGCUGGUUUUUGUAGAAACGAACCCGAUCCACUGGACAAGCCAAAUCGACCAGAUGCAUCUUUCAUGUGGUUUCUCAAUCCACUGAAGUCCAUCAAGUACAUAGUUUGGCAUAAUUAUAAAUGGGCUAUUCUGAAAGCUAUAAUUGCGAUCGGAUUGAUCAUACUUUUGCUCUUAUUCUUUUAUGCAAUACCAGGUUACUCCGUAAAGAAGAUCUUGGGAGCUUAAAAUGCUGUUCGUCGCAAUGUAUAAUUGUUGUUUUAGAAAACAGUUUGACAAUUUAAAUAUAUAAUCGUAAUGCUACAUUGUUACGUUACAAAAUCGUACAAAAUCGACGUAAAUUAGCAUUUUACUGAAUUAAUUUAUCUAAUUUGUCCAUAAUAUAUUGGCUUAUAAAGAUUAGAAUUUUUUUAUAGUGACAAAAUAGAAAUUAGUCCGUAAAUGGAUCUCAGUAGAAUUAAAGAAUAUAUACAAGGUGUUUCUGAGCAACUUAUAUAAAAAGCAUAAUUGAGAAAUACCUUGUAUAAAAGUACCAAAGCAAAUGAAAUAUUUUUCGAGGAAACAGAAGUCGUUUAUCUUGCACAAUUUCGUAUUGAUUAGACGAAUGUUAGGGCACUAGAGAUUGUUUCUUACGUACAGAUAUUAUCAUAGAUGAUUUUUUAUGAAAUGCUUUGUCCCUGAAAUAAUCUUAAUAAUAUAGCUUUCUUUUAUAAUUAUGCAAUCAGUUUAUAGUGGACCAAAGUAACAAAGUAACCAAAAUAAUUGCAAUUGUAAAUAACUCAUGCACGCAGUGACCUUAAAAAAUUAUGAAAAUGAGAAAAAUAUUAGCAACAGAGUAGUGGCUUGUGUACAAAGUAAUCUAUUUUCACUCGUAAAAUAUUCUGUGUCAUAGUGACAAUUGUGUUUCGCGGGCGAACACACAGAAAAAUCACUCGACUAGUUCCCAUUAUCAUCAGGUUGCUCAUUAUAUAUUAAGAAAAAAAUAUGUGUGUAAAAAAGGAGUAAAUAAAAAUUACCCGAGUAAGA